Molecule: messenger RNA, 990 nt
Organism: Aureobasidium namibiae CBS 147.97
Lineage: Eukaryota; Fungi; Ascomycota; Dothideomycetes; Dothideales; Saccotheciaceae
Product: putative aldo-keto reductase
Exons: 2
Coding region: 1-990 (329 amino acids)
Cellular component (GO): cytoplasm
Source: RefSeq, a predicted model, not a curated record
AUGGUCAAGACACUUCCUUUUGGCUCUUCAGGCAUCAAUGUCAACAGUCCUGGUUUCGGAGCCAUGGGUCUUUCCUUUGGCCUCGGAACCAACCUUACACUCGAACAAGCCGAACCUGUUUUGCUCAAGGCUAUUGAACUCGGCUGCACAUUCUGGGACACUGCCGUUGUCUAUGCAGCAGGCAUCAAUGAAACACUCCUUGGCGACUUCAUCCGCAAACACGACGUGCGCGACAAGGUCUUCAUUGCGUCCAAGUGUGGCUUUGCAGUUUUCGAGAAGGCGGGUGUGACCAACUCUGCCGAUCACAUCAAGAAAUACAUCGAUGGCACCAUUGAGAGAUUGGGCUUUGCUCCUGAUCUUUACUACCUCCACCGCAUCGAUCCCAAUACUCCUUUGGAAGAGUCCAUUCCUGCUUUAGAUGAGAUCCGCAAGGCUGGGAAGACAAAAUAUAUUGGAUUGUCUGAGUGUUCUGAAAGCACGCUGAGAAAGGCCAACGCUAUUGCCAAGAUAGACGCGAUCCAAGCGGAGUACUCUGCCUUUGAAACCGUCCAUGAGACUGACGGAUUGAUUGAGGCCGCUAGAGAGUUGGGGGUUGCGUACGUGGCGUAUAGUCCUCUUGGGCAUGGGUUCCUUGUAGACGACUUUCCGUUCAAGACGCCUGACGAUUUUGCCCCUGAUGAUUUCAGACGUACAUCUCCCAAGUUCCAGGGCGAUAACUUUUACAAGAACAAAGCUAUCGUUGAGGAGAUCAAAAAGUUGGCGGACAAGAAGGGCUGUACCAUCACUCAAAUUGCUCUUGCUUGGGUUACUGCUCAAGGCUUCAUCGCCAUUCCUGGCACCACCAAGCCACAUAGAUUAGAGCAGAACUGGGCUUCAAGGGAUGUCGAGCUGAACGAAGAGGAGAAGGCUGAGAUGAGAAAGAUCAUUGACAGCGCAAAGCCCCAUGGUAACAGAUACGGCGAGGCCCACCAGAAGAUGGUCGGGCACUAG